Melospiza georgiana is the source of this 869-nucleotide messenger RNA. RefSeq names its product gap junction protein beta 7 (gene GJB7). The transcript is spliced from 2 exons. Gene Ontology annotation, biological process: cell communication. Lineage: Eukaryota; Metazoa; Chordata; Aves; Passeriformes; Passerellidae. The record is from RefSeq and is a predicted model, not a curated record. The coding region runs from base 66 to 869 and encodes 267 amino acids. Gene Ontology annotation, cellular component: connexin complex.
UCACCGUGGCACUCUCAGCACUGAACAAGAAGCAAAGUCACUGCAAGCACUUCCAUCUUUCCUUGAUGAGAAAAAUGAGCUGGGUGUUCUUACGUGAUCUGCUGAGUGGAGUGAAUAAAUACUCAACAGGAAUUGGAAGAAUUUGGGUAGCUGUUGUGUUCCUGUUCCGCUUACUGCUUUAUGUUGCUGCCGCAGAAAACAUCUGGAAACAUGAACAUGAUGAAUUUGAGUGCAAUAUCAAGCAGCCUGGUUGUGAAAAUGUCUGCUUUGACCAUUUCUUCCCUGUCUCUCACAUCAGAUUUUGGGCUUUGCAAUUAAUCAUGGUCUCCACCCCUUCACUCUUGGUUGUCUUUCAUGUUGCUUAUAGAGAGAACAGAGAGAAACACCACAACCAGAAACUUUACAAAAAUCCAGGAAAGAUAGAUGGUGGAUUGCUGUGCACUUACCUAAUCAGCCUCAUUUUAAAAAUAGGACUUGAAAUAUUUUUUCUUGUUCUGUUCUAUAAAUUGUACAACGGAUUCAAAAUACCACAUCUUGUGAAAUGUGACAUAAAACCAUGUCCCAAUACUGUAGACUGUUAUAUUCCCAAACCCACAGAGAAAAUGAUUUUCCUCUAUUUUUUGGUGGCAACUUCAUGCCUGUGCAUUGUAUUAAAUCUAAGUGAACUGAGUUAUCUGAUGUUCAAAUACUCCGUAAAAUGUUAUCUGAAGAGACACGUGAAGAAGCAGCAAGGCUCAAAAAGCAAUUGCUGCGAAUCAGAACUCACCAGGCACAACAGAGCAGCAGCUGCAGGGCGACUCCACAACAGCUCAUCAUCCUUGCCUCUGAAUAUGCAAGAUGAACAUGAAAAACAUUCCCCGCUGACUUGA